CGAAGGCUGCUCUAGACCUGAACAAUCGUACAGUUGCUCAACUCGUCACUCACUUAUAUUCAAACGUACGUUAAAAUCAAUUUCAUAGUCCAUAGAUCGUCAUUCGCGUAACACUGCUACGUGGUGACAUAGUUUUUAUGUCAUCUCGAGAUGCAGGUGUCUGCUUGAGAGUAUUGGAAGCAAAUCUACGACAUGUCACUUGACUUGUAUUACACACCAUUCAGUCCCCCGAGCCGUGCAGUGCUGCUGGCAUCCGAGGCGAUUGGAAUUUCCCUCAACUGUAUAAACGUCGAUUUGUUCAGCGGUGAACAACUUAAACCAGAAUACGAGCAGUUGAAUCCGCAAAAGACGGUCCCGCUCUUGAUCGAUGGCGACUUCAAGCUAGCCGAAAGUCGAGCCAUCAUGAUUUACCUGGUGAACGCGUACGGUAAAAACGACAGACUUUACCCGAAGAAUCCAGCUGCACGUGCUGUUGUAAACCAGCGUCUUUAUUUCGACAUGGGCCAUCUGUACAAGAGUAUCUCGGAAUAUUUUUACCCAGUUCUUUUUAUGGGAGCUACAACGCACGAUCCGGCAAAGUACGAUAAUUUGACUUCGGCUUACGAAAUCUUGGACAAAUUGUUGGACGGCCAAGAUUAUGUAGCAGGGCGGAAUUUGACUCUGGCUGAUUUGUCCAUCGUAGCGUCGGUGUCAACCGCUGAUGCGCUUAAUUUUCAUCACAAAAAAUACGGAAACGUUAGCCGAUGGUACGAACGAGUGAAACGAUCCGCACCAGGGUACCGGAAAGUCAAUGCUGAUGGAGCCGAAAUUAUGAAGCAAUUUCUAAAGGAUCCAGAAGCGUAAAACGAUCGACGGACGAUAAAAAUUAAACAGAUGUUUCACGCCUGUACAGUUUGGUACACAAGGCGUAUCUUCGACGGCAAUGUUUAAUCAAUAUGUAUUUUAUCCAACACGUUCCUACUACGUAGGAAAGUAAAUAGAGAACAGUUCCGUACAUCAACAGGCAAAUUUCGUUACGGGGUAAAAAUUUUUUCCUCGCAUUAAUUUUCUUCUCCACGAUCCAGCUCGAUAACCUUUGUAAAUUAAUACAAAGUAUUAGCUUA
Neodiprion fabricii is the source of this 1103-nucleotide messenger RNA. RefSeq names its product glutathione S-transferase 1-1-like. Bases 193 to 843 code for a protein of 216 amino acids. The transcript has 6 exons. The record is from RefSeq and is a predicted model, not a curated record. Gene Ontology annotation, biological process: glutathione metabolic process. Gene Ontology annotation, molecular function: glutathione transferase activity. NCBI's taxonomy places the organism in Eukaryota, Metazoa, Arthropoda, Insecta, Hymenoptera, Diprionidae.